Amoebophrya sp. A120 is the source of this 366-nucleotide messenger RNA. The record is from the annotation of a GenBank genome assembly. NCBI's taxonomy places the organism in Eukaryota, Dinophyceae, Syndiniales, Amoebophryaceae.
CACUACUCCUGGCCGUGUUUCGCUAGAAUUCUCGUCGACCCCGGAGUCCCGUUGCGACGUCGGCACAGUAAGUAGCGGAAGCAGGAGGAGCAGAAAAUGGCAACCUACAACUCGAAGUUCGCAAGAGAACAUCAAGCACUGUUCCCCGAAGAGGAAAGCUCCUACGGGGAGAGCAGCUCCAGGUCAGAAACUUUUGCAACAAACACGACCGCUCUUGUAGUUCCACCACUGCGGCUCCGGGAUUACCACAAGAACGGUGCCGCUAGGUUCGGCGUGAAAAGCACGCAGAGCUGCCGCGACUUGACACAGAAAAGAACGUCAAGCUACUUUAUCCAUCACAGAACUAGAAGUAGUGGUAGCACGACC